This is a messenger RNA of Acanthosepion pharaonis, 921 nucleotides long. Lineage: Eukaryota; Metazoa; Mollusca; Cephalopoda; Sepiida; Sepiidae. The record is from the annotation of a GenBank genome assembly.
AUGUAUUCGUCCACGUGCCGUGUAUUCAUCCAGCGGGCCGUGUAUUCGUCCACGUGCCGUGUAAUCGCCCACCGUGCCGUGUAUUCGUCCAACGUGCCGUGUAUUCGUCCAACGUGCCGUGUAGUAGUCCACUGUGCCGUGUAUUCGUCCACCGGCCAUUUAUUAGUCUUCCGGUCCGUGUAUUCUUCCACCGGGCCAUGUAUUAGCCUACCGGUCCGGGUAAUGAUCCACCGGGCCAUGUAUUCGUCAACCGUUCCGUGUAUUCGUCCACCGUGCCGUGUAUCCGUCCACCGUGCCGUAUAUUCGUCCAGCGUGCCGUGUAUUCGUCCACCGGGCCAUGUAUUCGUCUACCGGUCCGUGUAUUCGUCCAUGUGCCGUGUAUUCGUCCACCCUGUCGUGUAUUCGCCCACCGUUCCGUGUAUUCGUCCACCGGGCCAUGUAUUCGUCCUCAGGUUCGUGUAUUCGUCCACCUGGUCAUGUAUUCGUCCACGUGCCGUGUAUUCUUCCACCGGGCCAUGUAUUAGUCUACCGGUCCGUGUAAUGAUCCACCGGGCCAUGUAUUCGUCAACCGUUCCGUGUAUUCGUCCACCGUUCCGCGUAUUCGUCCACCGGGCCAUGUAUUCGUCCUCAGGUUCGUGUAUUCGUCCACCUGGUCAUGUAUUCGUCCACGUGCCGUGUAUUCGUCCACCGUGCCUUGUAUUCGUCCACCGGGCCAUGUAUUCGUCCUCAGGUUCGUGUAUUCGUCCACCUGGUCAUGUAUUCGUCCACGUGCCGUGUAUUCGUCCACCGUGCCUUGUAUUCGUCCACCGGGCCAUGUAUUCGUCCUCAGGUUCGUGUAUUCGUCCACCGGGCCAUGUAUUCGUCCACGUGCCGUGUAUUCGUCAACCGUGCCGUGUAUUCAUCAACACUUUAAAAAUAUAA